This is a messenger RNA of Adineta steineri, 942 nucleotides long. NCBI's taxonomy places the organism in Eukaryota, Metazoa, Rotifera, Eurotatoria, Adinetida, Adinetidae. The record is from the annotation of a GenBank genome assembly.
AUGCCUGACGAUGGCAUUUGUGCAAGUGCCACAUGGAACCGAAAUGGUAUCACGGUAGCUGGCGGAAAUGGAGUUGGUUCCGCAUUGAACCAACUUCAUUAUCCCUAUGGAUUAUUUGUCGAUGAUGAUGCUACCAUUUAUAUUGUGGAUAGCCUGAACUACAGAGUGGUCAAGUGGGAGGCUGGAGUAUCCAGUGGUCGACUGGUAGCUGGUGGAAAUGGGGAAGGCAAUCGAAAUAAUCAACUAAGUUAUACGACAAAGGUUGUUGUUGACAAGACUGGUACUAUAUUUAUUUGUGAUGCUGAUAACAAGCGAGUUCAGCGAUGGUCUAAAAAUGACAGCUAUGGGCAAACAGUUAUUGCAAAUAUCUCAUGUAUAGGACUGGCAUUGGACAACAAAGGAUCGUUGUAUGUCUCUGAUAAUGAGAAGUAUCGUGUAAUAAAAUUACCUGAUGAGCAAGUAGUCGCUGGUGGAAACGGAGAGGGAUCUGCACCAAAUCAAUUCGAGAAUCCUGAUCAUAUAUUCGUCGAUUACGAUCAAUCAAUUUUCGUAGUUGAUUAUGGAAAUAACCUUGUGAUGAAAUGGGCAGUCGACGCCAAAGAAGGUAUUGUUAUAGCUGGCGGGAAUGGAUGGGGAAAUCACACCAAUCAGUUGGCUGCGCCAACUUCAGUGGUCGUUGACCCUAUGGGCACUGCCUAUGUCGUUGAUCGGAACAAUCAUCGAGUUAUGCGUUGGUUCAAAGAUUCCAAAGCAGGUAGCGUCAUCAUCGGCGGACAAGGAUGGGGUAAUGAAACAAAUAAGCUAUGUACGCCGCGUGAUUUAGCAUUUGAUCGACAAGGCAAUUUGUAUGUAGCCGAUGCAGCAAAUCAUCGUAUUCAAAUGUUCGCUAUUGACAAAAGUUCUUGUGCCAAAGGUCAGUGCCGAAAAGAUGCUAUCAAUUGA